Rana temporaria (common frog) is the source of this 1892-nucleotide messenger RNA. RefSeq names its product eukaryotic translation initiation factor 3 subunit M (gene EIF3M). Gene Ontology annotation, biological process: cytoplasmic translational initiation. Gene Ontology annotation, molecular function: translation initiation factor activity. Lineage: Eukaryota; Metazoa; Chordata; Amphibia; Anura; Ranidae. Bases 63 to 1190 code for a protein of 375 amino acids. The transcript has 11 exons. Gene Ontology annotation, cellular component: eukaryotic translation initiation factor 3 complex; cytoplasm. The record is from RefSeq and is a predicted model, not a curated record.
GCCGGUUCUUUUCUCCUUUUCCGGAGCGGCGGUGGUGGCGUGCUGUACAGGGCUUUGCAGACAUGAGUGUCCCGGCUUUUAUUGAUGUGACCGAGGAGGAUCAGGCUGGGGAGCUUCGUGCUUUCCUAAAAUCUAAAGGCGCAGAGAUAUCGGAGGAGAACUCGGAGGGCGGACUCCACAUUGACUUGGCUCAGAUCAUCGAAGCAUGUGAUGUUUGCUUGAAAGAUGACGAUAAAGAUGUGGAGAGUGUCAUGAAUAGUGUGGUGUCCCUGUUGCUUAUCCUGGAGCCAGACAAGCAGGAAGCUUUAAUCGAAAGCCUGUGUGAGAAGCUGGUAAAAUACAGGGAAGGGGAACGUCCUCCUCUAAGACUGCAGCUACUGAGUAACCUAUUUCAUGGCAUGGACAAGACCACCCCUGUCAGGUACACCGUAUACUGUGCCCUCAUCAAAGUGGCAGCCAGCUGUGGAGCCAUAAUGUUCAUUCCAACAGAUCUUGAUCAGGUUCGUAAAUGGAUCACAGACUGGAACCUCAGCACAGAGCAGAAACACAUUUUACUCCGGCUCCUCUAUGAUGCUCUUGUUGAAUGCAAACGAAGCAGUGAUGAUGCCGCUAAGGUGAUGGUGGAGCUGUUGGGAAGCUACACAGAUGACAACGCAUCUCAAGCCCGUGUGGAUGCACACAAAUGCAUUGUGAGAGCGCUGAAGGACCCCAAAGCAUUCUUGCUUGAUCACCUCCUUGCCUUAAAGCCUGUUAAGUUUUUGGAAGGAGAACUUAUUCAUGAUCUUCUGACAAUAUUUGUGAGUGGCAAGCUGUCUUCAUACACCAGAUUUUACCAGAAUAACAAGGAUUUCAUUGAUUCAUUGGGUCUGUCACAUGAGCAUAACACAGAGAAAAUGCGACUUUUAACCUUCAUGGGAAUGGCUGUGGAGAGCAAGGAAAUUUCCUUCGAUACCCUUCAGCAGGAGCUGCAGUUUGAGGCAGACGAUGUGGAAGCCUUCGUCAUUGAUGCUGUGAAAACCAAGAUGGUAUACUGCAAGAUUGACCAGACGCAGAAAAAAGUUGUUGUAAGUGCCAGCACACACAGGACCUUUGGAAAGCAGCAGUGGCAGCAAUUAUAUGACGUUCUCAACACCUGGAAAAUUAACUUGACUAAAGUGAAGAACAGUCUACAUAGUAUUUCUGAAGCUUGAUCAUGUUAGCCAUUUCUAUGAACCAUGCUUGAAUAUUGCUACAGCUCUGGACUUUAAAGGCCAACUCCACCCCUAAUACGGAUAUAUCAGUUGUCUGUAGUCGCUGUCAAGUUGAAUCAUAUGCUAACUUUUUUAUUUUUUAAACUCCAGUGGUUUGGUCUUGAUAACCAACAUUCCUUGCAAAUGCCCUGGCAUCAGCCUUGGUUAUGGAUCUGGUUGGCGGGGAGGAAAAUUAGAAUGGGGAAAACUUUUACCACUUGGUGAUAGAAGAUGAUUUAACCUACCAGUGCUUAUCUGAAACUGAAAUAUACCUUUUUAGUAGAGUUGGCCUUUAAUGUGUUUCACCCAUGUCUGUAAUAGCUGUCCUCAGAUUUGUUUUAAAUUAUGAUACGUAAACCCUUUAAGGAAAAAUAUCCAAUACUUUUGUAAUCCUCAUCCCAUAGGUGUGUGAUGGGACACUGGGUUCUAUCAGUGAUCUAUCUCCAGCACUGUGACACUGCUCCUGGCUCUGGCUCCUCUGUCUGUUACUUUUGGAACUGAUAAGAUGCGGCCUUUGGUUUGUGCCUGGUAUAAAAAGCUUGACUCUCUUGGCAGUUUCACAAAGCCUGAAAUAAUGGGAAUUUCUACUUUUACAAAAGCCAGACCAAAUUACAUUAUGAUAUUUGAAACCGACCUGAUAUAAAAUCUGAACAUAACCUCUUA